AUGAUGGGGCGCCACCAGCGCUCGCGCUCCGCCUCGGCGAGCUCCACGGCGACGCGGUCGGACAUCACCGAGCUCGACUUCGCCGCGGCGGACCUCGACUGCCCCUUCGGCAGCGUCGACGCGCUCGGCCCCGUCGAGCUCCGCGAGGCCGCGUACGAGAUCUUCUUCAUGUCAUGCCGCUCCUCCGGCGCGGCACCGAGCAGGGGUAGCGGCGGCGGCGCGGCCGAGGGGGAGGUGUCGUCGCCCAUGGCCGGCGCCGGCGCGAGGGGAGGCGCCGCCGGGGGCGGCGUCAUGGGAGGCCGGGAUAAGAAGGCGCUGGGCCUCAGGCCGAGGCGGCUGUCGUCGGGGGCGCAGCCCAUGAUGGCGCGCACGCUCAGCCAGACGUCGGCGCCGGGGUCCCCUGGCCGCUCGCGCCGGCCGAUGACGUCGGCGGAGAUCAUGCGGCAGCAGAUGCGGGUCACCGACCAGAGCGACGCGCGCCUGCGCCGCACGCUCAUGCGCACCGUCGUCGGGCAGGUGGGCAGGAGGCCGGAGACGAUCGUCCUGCCGCUGGAGCUCCUCCGGCAGUUGAAGCCCGCGGAGUUCGCCGACGCCGAGGAGUACCACCAGUGGCAGUUCCGGCAGGUCAAGCUCCUGGAGGCCGGCCUCAUCCUGCACCCCUCGCUCCCCCUCGACCGCCUCCACUCUGCCGUGCUCCGCUUCCGCGAGGUCAUGCGCGCGACCGAGAUCCGCGCCAUGGACACCGGCAAGAACUCGGAGGUCAUGCGCGCCCUCACCAGCGCCGUGCACGCGCUCUCCUGGCGCUCCGGCACCGCCAGCGCCGCCGUGGAGGCGUGCCACUGGGCCGACGGGUACCCGCUCAACGUGCUCCUCUACUGCUCCCUCCUCCAGACCAUCUUCGACCUGAGGGAGAGCACCGUCGUGCUGGACGAGGUCGACGAGCUCCUGGAGCUCAUCAAGAAGACGUGGCCGACGCUCGGCAUCAACAGGGCCGUGCACGACGCGUGCUUGGCGUGGGUCUUCUUCCGGCAGUACGUGAUCACCGGCCAGGCCGAGCCGGACCUCGCCGCCGCGGCGCUCGCCGUGCUCGUUGACGUGGCAGCCGACGCCACGCAGGGGAGCCGUGACCCGGUCUACGCCAGGGUGCUCCUGAGCGCGCUCGGCGGGAUUCAGGCAUGGUCGGAGAAGCGGCUGCUGGACUACCACGACAGCUAUGGCGAGUGCAUCGGUGGCGCCGCCACGGAAGGCAUGGAGAUCCUUCUGUCCCUGGCGCUUGCCACUGGCAAGAUCAUCGCCGACCGGGAAGGCGCCGGAGACGGGAACUCCGCCGGCGACCGCGUCGAUUACUACAUCAGGUGUUCGAUGAAGAGCGCCUUCACCAAAAUACUCGAGAACGGACUCGGCGAGACCGACAGCGUGAUCAUCGACCGCGACAACGACCCCGCCUCCGUCCUGAUGCAGCUCGCGAGCGACACGGAGCAGCUGGCCAUGUUCGAGCGCAGGAACUUCAGCCCGGUGCUGCGGCGGUGGCACCCCGCGCCGGUGGCGGUCGCCGCGGUCACCCUGCACGGCUGCUUCGGCGUCGUGCUGAGGCAGUACCUCGCCAAGGUGGCCGUCCUCACCGAGGAGCUCGUCCGCGUGCUCCACUCGGGGAGCAGGCUGGAGAAGGCCCUGGCGCAGAUGACGGCCGAGGACGCGGCGGACUGCGACGACGGCCGGGCCAAGGCCGUCGUGGGCGACAUGGAGCCCUUCGAGGUGGAGUCCGUCGUGAUGGGGCUGCUCAAGGCCUGGAUGGACGACAAGCUUGGGCUCGCCACGGACUGCCUCCUCAGAGCCAGAGACACCGAGAGCUGGAUACCCAAGUCCAAAGAAGAGCCCUUCGCGGGGUCCGGCAUGGAGCUGAUGAAGCUGGCACGGUUCACCCUCGAGGAGUUCUCGGAGAUCCCGGCGAGUGCGAAAGAGGAGGUGGUUCAGGACCUCGUCGACGGCCUCGAGGCCAUCUUCCAGGACUACAUCUCCUUCGUGGCGUCUUGCGGAUCGAAGCACAGCUACCUCCCUCCGCUGCCGCCGCUGACGAGGUGCAACCAGGACUCGGGCUUCUUCCGGCUGUGGAAGAAGGCGGCGCUGCCGACGUGCCAUGCGCCGGAGGGCAGCCCGCGCGGCGGCGGCUCGCACCACAUCCCGCAGCCGUCCAUCAGCCGGGGCACGCAGCGGCUCUACGUCCGCCUCAACACGCUCCACUACGUGCUCUCCCACGUCCAGGCCCUCGACGCCUCCCUCGGCUCCUCGUCCGCCCACUUGGACCGCACGCGCGCGGAGGCGACGUCGUCCAUCUCCGCCGUGGCCGAGGUCGCCGCGCACCGGCUCAUCUUCCUGGACUCGCGCCACUCCCUGUACCAAGGCCUCUACGCCCGCGGCGUGGGCGACGCCCGCAUCCGCCCCGCGCUCCGGCUGCUGAAGCAGAACCUGUCGUUCCUGGUGUCGGUGCUGGCGGAUCGGGCGCAGCCGGUGGCGGUGCGGGAGGUGAUGCGGGCCUCCUUCGAGGCGUUCCUGAUGGUGCUCCUCGCCGGCGGCAACGAGCGAAGCUUCGCGCGCGCCGACCACGCCGCGGUGGAGGAGGACUUCCGCAGCCUGAAGCGCGCCUUCUGCACGUGCGGGGAGGGGCUAGUCCCCGAGGACGUGGUGGCGCGGGAGGCCGGGACGGCCGAGGCCGUCGUGGACCUCAUGGCGCGCUCCACGGAGUGCCUCAUCGAUGCGUUCAGCGUCGCGGCGUGCGAGGCCGCCGCCGCCGGCGAGGGCGACAGCGGCGGCGGCACCACGCCGCUGCCGCCCACGACGCGGAAGUGGGAGCCCGCCGACCCGAACACGAUCCUCCGGGUGCUGUGCCACCGCGACGACGAGGCCGCCAACCAGUUCCUGAAGCGCACGUUCCAGCUCGCCAGGCGGCGGUGAUGAGGCUCGGCCGCAGCAAUCGGCGGUCGAAUCACGUCCCGGAUCACAGCGGAUGCAGUCGAGGUGCUGCUGCUCGCAGUUUCUGGCUGGGAAUCGCCGACGUGUAGCUCGCGUUCGAGGGGGAAGGGAAGACAAGCUGCGCCGCACUUGUUUCUGUACGGGCAGUAGAAGAUUUUGCAGUUCACCUGAGAUCAGCUCGGCACAAAUUGAGAGAAGCUGAAUGCAAAAAAGAAAAGAAAGGGCACCUCAAUGGGCCGUAAGAGAAGAUCUUCGUAGGCCCCCUCAGCCCAUUCGCCCCACGCCUCUCACUUCAGUUCCUGCUCUGCACGGGCUCAUGCGUAAUACCAAAGUACUGCGAGGGGUCGCGCGCUAAAGAACCAUCAAGACGUAUGGCCUCUGUCUCUGUGAUCUGGGCCGCCCCGUUGUGAUCCAACGCGCCCCAGCCGGGCCCGCCCGACCGCACGCCGCCGCCGCCGCCGGCGGCGACCAAGGAGACGCUGUGCGUCGGUGGUUACCCCCCGGCCUGCGAGGUGCGAGCCCUCUCCAGCCACGGCUUCUGAUUCCGCCACUCGCGCCAUCCCUGAGCCGCCGCCGGCGCCGCGCGUCGAAUCCUUCGAGCCGUCCGCGCGCCCUUGCUUGAUCCGCCCCGCCGCUGCCAUACACUGUGAUUAACAUGAAGCUGAUGUGCCUUUUGCACUCCUUACCUUGACAUUCUUCUUGCACAAUGCUGCAGCGACAGCACGAGCAACCUUUGAAAUAUUUCCUGCAAGAACAACUUGAUCUGUGCCUUGGGGAAUACCAUUCACAACCACCGCAGCAGCUAAGCUGGUGCCAUCUACAAGUCGUACCUCCAACUUUGGGUACUUCUGUAGAUAAAGUUCUCCAUUUCCAUUGAGGUUAUUUGCCUGUGGACAAACAUAUCAUUGUUAAUCAUGAUUUCUAUUGUGCAAUCUAUUGCUAGUAACUAGUUACUAGCUUUGCAUCUGGAUAAUUUAGUCAAUGGUAAUUACAAAUGAGUACCGAUGUGACGAAGUGAACAGAUGAUAAAGAGAUCUUCAUAGUUUGAGUUCAGAUACCUACUAUAUCAUACUCUAUAAUGCUAUUGUUAUGUAUCCAUUAUCAGAUAAGAAUUACAGGAACUAGUGCCAAUUGCUACUUUCUGAUAAUUUUCUUGUUGUUAGUUGUUUGCCUUUCAUAAUGUAUGCAACUAUCCUUUUUGUUCAGUCAGGUCUGUAAUGAUUUUUUUUCCCUGACUUCCAGAAUGGCAAUACAUAUACAUGCAACUUUUAUUCAAA
This is a messenger RNA of Panicum hallii, 4247 nucleotides long. RefSeq names its product protein unc-13 homolog. NCBI's taxonomy places the organism in Eukaryota, Viridiplantae, Streptophyta, Magnoliopsida, Poales, Poaceae. The record is from RefSeq and is a predicted model, not a curated record. The transcript has 6 exons. Bases 1 to 2952 code for a protein of 983 amino acids.